Messenger RNA from Brienomyrus brachyistius, 1215 nucleotides. It is a transcript of the gene bbln, whose product is annotated as bublin coiled coil protein. Bases 460 to 798 code for a protein of 112 amino acids. The transcript has 2 exons. NCBI's taxonomy places the organism in Eukaryota, Metazoa, Chordata, Actinopteri, Osteoglossiformes, Mormyridae. The record is from RefSeq and is a predicted model, not a curated record.
AUUUUUGUCAGCUGAUUCACGCUGUCACGAGUUCGGGAUGAAUUUUUAAAACAGAAAUGCGAAACAAGUGAAUGGAGGCUUUGGAUUGUUCAUAAUAUGGAAGGCGCUUUAUAGUAACGGGGGAAAUAUACUAUAUUCUGUUAUCUACAGGACAGUAGAUAUUCAGUUCAGUUAUUUUUGUACUAUGUGCAUAGGAAUUGUGUUCAGUUCAAUCCUAUUUUGGGUUUUUCUCUGAGAACAGGGUAUUAUUAAGUUAUCUGUUAGAUGGUGUAUAAUUAUAUUUCUACUCAUUUUUUGUUAGCUACAAUAUACCGGUGGACUCUAUGCAGCAAUACCAAUAACUAAAGAAUGUGAAUAUUUGCAGCAAUAGGGGGUGAAGUUUGUCAUAGGUAGGGAGAUAUAUUGCUACCAGUUUGCUCGAUUUCGUUUCGACAACGUCCGUUUGUUUGUAAUACAAACAUGUCUGGACCAAACGGCGAUCCAAACAUAUCGAUCGACGAGGAUGUGGAUGAAGAUGAAUUCAACGACGAAGUUAGCGUCCAUGUAUAUCCUCCUACGCUUCCAGAAUACGCCGCCAUCAACUCCAUGCUGGACCAGAUAAACUCUUGCCUCGACGACCUGGAGGAGCGCAAUGACGCCCUGAACGGCAAACUGCACGAGCUGCUGGAGUCCAAUCGGCAGGCGAGGCGCGAGUUCCGGGAGCAGCUGACCGGAGCCUCCGCGGGGGCAGAGGAGCCCCCCAAAGAGCCCCCAGAGGAGCCCACUGCUCCUUCCGAGGGGGACCCGGAGCGGCUCUGAUUCUGACUUGCACUAAAAUUUACCUCUGGUCUAUUGAUUGUUUUAUGUCGUGCAAUACCCUGUCAUUCAUCUGUCCUCCCAAUGCUUGUGUCUUUAGAAAUGCUUUUACUGUCUUGAUGACUUGGGGUAAGAGCCAUACGUCUCUCCCCAAAGAUCUACAAGACCUUGUUACAGCGUCUCUGCUGUGGAUGACAUUCAGUUGUUAUUCCUGCACAAUGAAAGCUGAGCCAGACAUUUCUCAACAAUAACAUGGGCAUAACAUGCUGCCUGCUUUACGAAAUCCAAAUUUGUAUGGUGUCAGGCUCCUUGAUAUACGGGAACGUUAAAAUCUCAUCCCGACUACUUUUCACAUUCCUUCAUGGUUUGCAACUGUUGUAUCAUGUAAUACCUAAAAUAUAGUGAAUUAUUUAAAAAGUU